AUGGCACUCGAGGCACGAGAACAGCAUGCGUUUGGCAUGAAACCGGAUCCGAUCCAGAGCACGCGAGUCAUGACAGACUACGAUGUUGCGUUUAGCGCCAGGAAUGUCCUCGGAUGGGACACCGGAACGAUGGGCAUACUACGCGGACCAAGCUCUACCUGGGUAGAUCUGGAAAAGUAUCCGGCUGAGACCAGCGACAAGCGAGAUAGAUUGGAGCAUUUUGAUUUGAUGUGCCAAUUCCAUCGACCUAAUGCGGAGCGUGAACGUGCGCAGGACACUACACCACAUGGUGGGUUGCCAUCCACAUCUACAGCCGCUUGCCACCAGCAUACAGAAGAUCCGCAGAGGCAAGCACAGAAGAGUCGCGGCGUGCAAGAUGAGGCAGAACCUGCUGCUACGGGCUAG
This is a messenger RNA of Cordyceps militaris CM01, 405 nucleotides long. RefSeq lists its product as uncharacterized. The coding region runs from base 1 to 405 and encodes 134 amino acids. NCBI's taxonomy places the organism in Eukaryota, Fungi, Ascomycota, Sordariomycetes, Hypocreales, Cordycipitaceae. The transcript has a single exon. The record is from RefSeq and is a predicted model, not a curated record.